UCCAAAAUGGCUAAUGCACAAGUUCGAGUGACCAUGGUUGAUACCGUGCGAGGUGGUCAGCACUUGUUUUAUGAGGGAUUCAAGUUUCGUUGCAAGAAAACGGUCCGUGAGAAGAAGUAUUGGAACUGCGUUGUUGCUGCCUGCAGAGCGUCGGUGAUCACUGAAAACGGCAUUCUUCAAGCGGCUUUGCAGGUGAACCAUACCCACCAACCUAUCCAAUAUGAGAUGGAAGUGGAAUCUUUCAAGUCCAAGCUCAUGCACCGUGCUAAGACGGAAACAACGCCGAUUCCAACCAUAUACGGAGAUGAGAUUUCCAGACUUCGCCGCCACCACGACGUAGUUCCAGACGACCUGCUUAAAGAAAUUCCUUCCUUUGCAUCCCUGAAGACCAUUCUGUACCGACAACGCCACAAGACCCUUCCUAAACUUCCUAAACAACGUAGAACUCGCCAUUCAACGAAUUGGAUCCCACUGGUCAGCACCACCCAGAAAGAGAAGAUACCUGCUGAUUGA
This is a messenger RNA of Haliotis rufescens (red abalone), 513 nucleotides long. RefSeq lists its product as uncharacterized. Bases 7 to 513 code for a protein of 168 amino acids. The record is from RefSeq and is a predicted model, not a curated record. NCBI's taxonomy places the organism in Eukaryota, Metazoa, Mollusca, Gastropoda, Lepetellida, Haliotidae. The transcript has 2 exons.